CGAAGAGGAACUAUAGCGCAUGUGUCAGGAUUCCACUCGGCAAUAUUUGUUUGUGACACACUUUUGAAAUGGCUUCUAAAAUGGAUCCAGACUAUCAGAUAUUCUCCUUUCGGGACUGUAAAUCUUCUCCCGACCCGAUAUUUGAACUCCCGGCCCAGUGUCUGAAUCCAACACCGGCACCUCUUGUAAUAGAUAACGGCUCUUUCCAGACUCGGGCCGGUUGGGCUUCUCCAGCAGGAGUAAAUGACUGUCCACGGCUUCUUUUCAGGUCGGUGGCUGCGCGUAACAGAGGAGCCGCGCGUAGCGAGACCCAAAUUGGCAACGAUAUCCCCAAUCUGGAACCCCUUCGGUGGCUUCUGAAGAGCCCGUUUGACCGAAACGUGGUGGUCAAUUUCGAGAUCCAGGAGUUAAUUUUCGAUUAUGUGUUUACACAUCUGGGCAUUACAUCAGAGGGCAGUGUGGCACACCCCAUUGUUUUAACAGAGGCACCCUGCAACCCACUGCACUGCCGGCAGAUGAUGUCAGAGUUGCUGUUUGAAUGCUACCAUGUACCUUGUGUGUCUUAUGGCGUGGAUGGCUUGUACAGUUUCUACUACAACAACAAUAAAAGGAGCCUACAGUCACCACACACUGGCAUAAUUCUGUCCUCAGGAUACCACUGUUCACACAUCUUGCCAGUUAUAAACGGCAGAAUUGAUGCGGUGAACUGUAAGCGUGUGAAUGUGGCUGGUAGUCAGGCAGUGUCCUACCUUCAGCGCCUCCUUCAGCUUAAAUACCCAGGACACCUUGCUGCUAUUACACUCAGCCGAGUGGAGGAGCUUCUGCAUGAACACAGUUACGUAGCUGUGGAUUAUCAUGAAGAGAUGGAGAAGUGGCGCAGCCCAGAGUUUUAUGAGAAAGAGGUUCACCGUAUGCAGCUUCCCUUCUCCAGUAAGGUUCCAGGCAGCUGUGUGAGCAUAGAGGAGAGACAAGAGAGACGAGUUCAGCAGCUCCGAAGGCUUCAGGAGAUCAACGCUCGCCGUAGGGAGGAAAAACUGCAACAGGACCAAGAAAGGCUAGAUAGACUCAUGGCAGUCCAGGAUCUCCUUGAGGACGGAUUAUUGGAUCAUUUUCAUAAGAGUCUGGUAGAGCUCAACAUGGACUCGGCUGAGGAGCUACAGUCAUAUAUCAACAAGCUGCAGCUGGCCGUGGAACAGAGCAGACAAAAACUGCUGCACUGCGAUGGAGCAGAAGGAAAAACAGAGGUGUCUGAGUUGGAGCAGUCAAUUGACGAGGGAGACGGAGUAGCGUUGAUGGAUCCUGACUUCCCAGAUGACACGCUUCAAGAAAAAUCUGCUAAUGUGGUUCAGCCUGCAUUCAACAUGGCAGAGUACCACCAGUUGUUUGUCGGUACGGAGCGUUUACGGUGUCCAGAGAUCAUGUUCCAGCCCUCACCGACUGGAGAGGACCAGAUGGGACUGAUGGAGACGCUGCAGUAUGUCCUGGCAAGGUACACUACAGAGCAGCAGGAGGUGCUGGUGAGCAAUGUGUUUCUGACAGGCGGAAACAUGCAGUACCCAGGGAUGAAGGAGAGAGUGGAGAGAGAACUGCUGGCCAUGAGGCCUUUUCAAUCACACUUCAAGGUUACAAUGGCGCUGCAGCCAGCUCUGGAUGCCUGGUAUGGGGCAAGAGACUGGGCUUUGGCACAUCCGCCCAGACAAGGGGGAGAAUCAGCAGAGGGAUGGAUCAGCAGACAGGACUAUGAGGAGAAAGGAGGAGAGUACCUGAGUGAACACUGUGCCUCUAAUGUCUAUAUUCCUAUGAAACUCACCAAACCAGUGUCUGCUCGCCCUAUUGAGCCUGCUGGUUACAUGCUUACAUCAACCGUGGCUUCACCUGCCGUCCCCACAGAUAUAUCUGUACUAACACCCCCCAGUUCUACUGUUGCUGAUGUUCCCUUGAUAACCUUAUAAGCUGAGAAUUCAGAUAUUUUGAGUCUCUGCUUGUCAAAAGUUUUAAGCCUUUCAGACAUUCCCUUUUCCUUGAAGUUUGUUGCAUUGCUCCUUGCGUCAAAAUAAUUUUUGCAUAAGUCGAAAUUUCAUAAAUGGUUAAUUAUA
Molecule: messenger RNA, 2096 nt
Organism: Cheilinus undulatus (humphead wrasse)
Lineage: Eukaryota; Metazoa; Chordata; Actinopteri; Labriformes; Labridae
Gene: actr5
Product: actin related protein 5
Exons: 9
Coding region: 69-1952 (627 amino acids)
Biological process (GO): regulation of DNA-templated transcription
Cellular component (GO): cytoplasm; Ino80 complex
Source: RefSeq, a predicted model, not a curated record